CAGAAAUAUUCGUUGGGUCAGGCAGAGUAUUGUUGAUCGGAUCAAAUAAAAAACGGCAAUCAAUAGCUGCUUUUCAAAAUACACGCCCACCGAAUGGACAGUCUAACUUCCAACUGGUGUGAGUGUGUGUGAUACAAGCUCUGCUCUAUCACACUGCGGGGCACUGAUUAUCUCGCGUCCCCGAAUCUUCGCCGAGGCUUCUCUCCAGUACAUCCGCAGCCAGCACACCCCAGCGAUCGGAGUUGGGGUUUGUUUUGAAGCUUCUCGCAGUUCGACUUUGUGCUUGCAGCCGCACUGUCUCCGCGUAUCCAUGUCGCCCCACGAGCAUGGGACAGUGCAUCACGUCCUAUUGCCUCCCAUCGAUGGCUCUUCUCCAAUGUCAUUUCAAGAAAUCCUGGGAAUCAUGGGAUGAAGUGUGCCCGCAAAGCUGCAAUGCCCGGAAUCAUCAUCGCAGGAGCUGGCGUCGGCGGGCUUAUGACCGCCUUCGCGCUGAAGUCUAAGCUGGGCUACGACGAUUUCGUGAUCUACGAGAAAGCGACCGACGUGGGAGGGACCUGGCGUGACAACAUCUAUCCCGGCGCCGCGUCUGAUAUCAACGUCCACUUCUACUCGCACUCCGCAGAUCUCAAUCCUGAAUGGGACACGACAGUCGCGGGACAAGCCGACAUGCACGUGUAUUGGCAGAAGCUCACCGCCAAGUAUGGCAUCUACCCGAACAUCUCCUUCGGGCGUGAAGUCGUCUCGGCCGAGUGGGAGGCUGACACGGAGCAAUACACCGUCAUCUCGCGAGAUGUGGCGACUGGGGAGACGUCCGAGGCCACCGCCAAGGUGUUCAUCUCUGCCAUCGGGGUGUUGAAUGUGCCCAGAUACCCGAACAUUCCGGGCCUGUCGUCGUUCAAGGGCCUCCAGUUCCACUCCGCCAGAUGGGAUGCAGGUGCAGACCUUGCGGGCAAGAGAGUGGCGGUGAUUGGGAACGGUGCUUCUUCUGUUCAGUUCAUGCCCUUCAUUUCGAAGGAUCAGAGCGUGCAAGUGACCCAAUUCUGCCGAACCCCCCAUUACAUUUUCCCCUCGAUCAAGAGUGAAUACUCUGCGGCGUGGAAAUGGUGCUUGCGGAACAUCCCCGGUCUCAUCAGAGCCUAUCGCCACUUCCUCUACUUCGAUGCCGAAGUGCGCUACGCGCUGGUGUUUGCCAGCUCGUUCCUUCGCAAAUACGUGACGAGGCCUAUUCCUGUGGGAUACAUGAAGUCCUCCAUCCCUGCGAAAUACUUGGACAAGAUGAUUCCGGAGUAUUCCCUGGGAUGCAAACGCUUGCUGUUUGAUGUUGCUUACAUGGACACCCUGCAUCGCCCCAACGUCGAGCUCAACUGGGAUGGCGUCCAGACCAUCACUGAGGAUGGGAUCAUCACCAAGACCGGCGAGGUCAUGCCUUUCGACGUGAUCAUCUACGCAACUGGCUUCCAGGCGGAUAAAUACCCUUUGAACAUUGUGAACGACAAGGGUGUCACCAUCCAGGACUACUUCAACGCCAACGGCGGUCCACAGGCCUACCUCGGAAUGGGCUCGCCCGGGUUCCCGAACAUGUUCUACAUCGGCGGCCCGAACACUUACACCGGCCACACAUCGGUCAUCCACACCGAGGAGCUCCAGAUCACGUACCUGCUCAAGAUGCUGCCGUACAUUCUCUCCGGGGAGGUGUCUUCCUUCGAGCCCAGCCUCAAGGCGACCGAGGACUACAACGAUGUGGUUCAGAGCCGCAUGAACCGGUCGUCGUAUGUGUCGUGUGACUCGUGGUACCGCGCUGGAGGAGACGGCAAGGUGACUGCGACGUUCCCGGGCCCGAUGCUGCUGUACUGGUGGUGGGUGCGCCACAUCAAGUGGUCCGACUGGGUCGCCAAGGCGAACAACCAGCGCAAGUGGGACCGCAGCGUCAGGUGGGGCACCAUCGGUCGUGCCCUGAACCCUUUCAGCUAUGCCAUGGCUGCCGGGGGCAAGGUCCUCGCGUGGUUGAGUGUAUAGAAUGUAUCCUGUUGUUCAGACUGUUUUGUACAUUAGGACAAGGUUUUGCGCAUUUGAAUGUCAUCUCAUUAGCAUUUCGCCAAAGGCGUUCGUGUCAGUGUCACACGAGGGAGGAGGAUUUUGGAACAGAUUCCUGGAAUGCUGCAGACGUAGCAGAAUGAGU
Mycena citricolor is the source of this 2179-nucleotide messenger RNA. The record is from the annotation of a GenBank genome assembly. NCBI's taxonomy places the organism in Eukaryota, Fungi, Basidiomycota, Agaricomycetes, Agaricales, Mycenaceae.